UGCGCAAGCACCAUUGUGAGAGCGAUCCCAACCCAAGCGGCAAGCGUGCAGGUGGAGUGCGGCGAGCGACUCCAAUCAGCAGCGCCGCUCGUGGCUCGUGGCUCGUGGCUCGUCGAUCUGGCUCCUGGCUCACUUUCCCCGGCUGACGUCAGCUGCCUGGCUGCUCUCGGCUGUCCGCUCCACCGCGUCAAAAUGCUGCUCUCCGUGCCGCCCAGGACCGGAGGAGUGAACGCGUACAACGGCUACCCGGGCAAAAGCAUCAAGAAGCAGACAUAUGCGCCUCCCUCCAAUCAUCAGAUGGCUCCUCCGAGCCCCAGCAGCAAUAGCGGCAAUACCAGCACCAUCAGCAACAUCAGCAAUAAUGGCGUCGAGCAGCUAAGCAAAACCAACCUGUACAUCCGUGGCCUCCACCCCGGAACCACAGACCAGGAUCUGGUCAAACUCUGUCAGCCCUAUGGGAAAAUCGUGUCCACAAAGGCUAUACUGGACAAGACAACCAACAAGUGCAAAGGCUAUGGCUUUGUGGACUUUGACAGUCCAGCCUCGGCUCAGAAGGCAGUGACAGCACUGAAGACGGUGGGCGUGCAGGCUCAGAUGGCCAAGCAACAGGAGCAGGACCCCACCAAUUUGUAUAUUUCCAACCUGCCGCUUUCCAUGGACGAGCUGGAGCUGGAGAACAUGCUUAAGCCCUUUAGCCAGGCUAUUUCGACACGCAUCCUGCGGGACGCCAAUGGAAUCAGCCGAGGAGUGGGCUUUGCCAGGAUGGAGUCAACAGAGAAAUGUGAAGCCAUCAUCCAGCAUUUCAAUGGGAAAUAUAUCAAGACUCCACCCGGAGUUUCAGUCCCACCAGAGCCUUUAUUGUGUAAAUUUGCUGAUGGAGGCCAGAAGAAGCGCCAGAAUCAAGGAAAAUAUCUGCAAAACGGACGGAGCUGGACCAGAGAGGGAGAGACUGGUGGAAUGACUCUUACAUAUGACCCCAGCACCGCCUUAGCAAACGGGUUCUACUCCUCUCCCUACAGCAUGGCUCCCAACCGGAUGAUCGGGCCCGCCUCGCUUUCUCCUUACAUGCAUUCGCCUGUGUCUGCCUACCAGGUACACGCAAGUGCUCGUGGGAAUUUGUUCUCAUUCAAAAGGUCAACACAAGGGGUGACAAAUGUGACAAAAUUCUCACAUUUGCUUGCUUGCCAGGUGCAUAACCCUUCUUGGCUUCACCACCAGUCGUACAUCAUGCCGCCCACGGGAGCUGUCCUGACGCCGGGGAUGGAGCACACCAUGUCCAUCCAGCCCACGUCCAUGAUGGGGCCCCUGGCACAGCAGCUCAGCCACCUCUCGAUGGGCAGCAGCGGCACUUACAUGCCUGCAAACACAUCUAUGCAAGGGACAUACAUCCCCCAGUACACCCAAGUGCCUCCCGCCAACAUCUCAGUCGAGGAAAGUGCCGUUCAACAGCCUGUUGCAAUCGAGACACGCUCUGAACACACAAGCUACUCCUACCAGCAUGACAAGUGAAGGCAACAAUCUCUCUCCAUGGACUGUUACACAGAGAGGACAUUUUGUAGUUUUGUUUUGGGGUUUUUUGGGGGGUUGGUUGGUGGGUUGUUGUUGUUGGGUUUUUUUUCUUUUGGAGCUACUCCAGUCUGACAAAGAUGGUGAAAGUCAGGCGAAAAGGCGUUUGGAUGGACUGAAGUAGGCGACUCUAUUUCGAUGAACACACAUUUCAAGCCAACAUGUUUUGCUUUGGUUUGUUCUGUGGGGAGUUUUUCCCCGCUUCUUUUUGUUGUAUAUAUGCUUGUGUUUGUUGGUGUGAUUCUUGCUUCCUGUGCCCCCAAUGUUUGUUAAAAGACAAAGCAACUUGAGUCCGUUUAGGACAGGGGUCCCCAACCUUUUUUGCCCCACGGACCGGUUUAUGUCAGACAAUAUUUUCAGGGACCGGCAUUUAAGGUGCGGCGGAAAUAAUACAACAAAAUAAUAUGGUAUGAGCGGCAUAAAAACUGUUGUGUUUUGGAAAUAUAAUAAUAAACACAAGGAGCGUCUAAUCUGGCCGCAACACUCUGAUCGCUAUGGUAAUGUUUAAUGCCUUCAAAAUACGAUACAACGCAAAUUCAAAGUGUAUGAAAAUGACGACUCACCACAGCCCCGAGCUUGAUUUUCUGCAAGAAGACGGUCCCUUCUCGGGGUAAUAGGAGACAAUGACACCUCAAGUGUGUGUUUUAUGUCCAGUCUACUCCGUAAUUUUGUUUUAGUCGCCAUUGCUGCAGAAAACCCGCGCCUCACACAGGUAGGAUGUCGGAAAUAGCAACAGUGCUAUUGUGGCGAUCUCAGAGUAUUCAGCCAUAACUUUAAUAGAGUUGUCUCGAACGUACUUUUAAGGCCGCCGUCAUUUGCAAUCUCCAGCAGUUUUUUUUUGCGAGCUCCGGCGUUUUGUUUUUAGCGUAAUCGGUCACGUGACGGAGAAGCGUGGCUUGACGUGUGUCAAGCGUGACACAGACGGAUGUAACGGAGAAUCCGGUAAUUUUUCCAAAAUAAAACAUCUGUCUUGGUCCGAAAUAAAUAAAACUGAAUUAAGCCAAGUUCUUUCUUUGCGGCCCGGUACCAAAUGUGCUGCGGACUGUUACUGGUCCGGGGACCGGCGGUUGGGGACCCCUGGUUUAGGAGACAUUCACUCCCAAUUUGACAGGGUAAUUCUUUAAAUUUGGGUGGAUGAUGGAGGGCGGAGGGGGGUGCGUGAAUGAUAUACUGGCAAUGGAAUCUGUUCUGAAAGCUAACUAGAAGAGAGAAGGGAGUGUUGUGCUCAAGUCAUUUCCGGAUGCAAGCGUCUUGACGACGCUUUCGACAAUCAGACAAUUCCUGUAAUCCCGGUGCUUGAUUAGAGAAGGAAGAGCAACAUUGAUUGAAUCAUUCCAGUGAAUAUCUUUGCUUGUGCUUAAAAGAAGUGUUUAUCAUGUUGCUUUCUGUACUACAGUCACACCUGACUUCUUGGAAUAUUCAAACAAGUUGGCCUGCACAUCACGAGUGGAUUUUCUCCUUUUCUGCAAAAGGGAUGACGUCCCCCAAUCGUCCCAUUGUACUUCUACCAAACUGUCUACAUCCAUAUGAUAAAAUAUGGACAGCAAGAAGUGUAAGAAGCAUAGCUCUGCCUUCUUUUGGCCAAUGGUAUGCUUUCAUACUGGCCUUUUUGUUGUGACUGCCUUAUGUUUUUGGGUGUGCUAUUUUUGUAUUAUUUAAAUGUUUUCGGUUUCAUUUCAUGUAUGAUGUUUUUCAGAUUCAUCCUAUUUUUCAAAGAAACCCUGAUUUUUAUUUUUGAUAGUGUGUUGUGUGCAUCAGCGGUGUUUCCAUAUUUUUGGUAUGUUUAAACGUUUUAUUUGACGUUCUGUGUGUCGUUCAAUGUCAUCGAGGCUUUAAUGGGUAUUUUUGUUUUGCUUUUCCAGCUAUUUCUGUUGCGUCUGUCCCAAACUUCAUGAGCAUCAUUCUUGAUCUGGAAUCGAUUCUUCGUUGUUGAGGCUACGUUUACUUUACUUUCCCCGCAGCCACGGCAGUCCCCGUUUGCCCGAAACGUCCUGCACGACAGGGUUUUCGACAUACUAUAUUUUUCCUCCGUGUUACAAUCUCAGUCUGUUGUGGUGCCGCACUAUGUUUGAGUUUACCGGACGUUUUUGGAUCCUUCAUACAUAGCACACUGUGUGAAUGAUUUCUGCAGAUCAAAGGCUGACACCUGGCAUCUUUAGAGCGUUUAUUGUCCCAGCAGUCAGAUGAAGCUCCAGAGUGCGCACCAUCCAUACAACCUUUGAUAAGAUUGUAGGAUGUUUUCAGUCAACGACAAAUUCAUUAGUCCAUCUUUUUGUACCAUGCAAAACAGCCUGUGAGCAUAUUAAAUUGCGUUACCGUGCUCCCGUCCACUUUGCACCGCCUACUAAUCGUUACAUGCUAUUAUGUACUCUCACAUUUUAUUGCGUCCAGACCCCCCCCCCCCCCCCAUCUCCCUUCGGCAAACUAGUUUUCUCCUCAGCACGGGGACGAAAUGUGACGAUUUCUACAUCUCGCGUGGCAUCCACAGCCUGUCACGUUUUCCCUCCCGUUCCCCCCAUGUUGUCUCACGGCCGUCCCUUGGUGUCCAUGUUGCCGCGGCUGCUGGGAACGUUGUGUCGAGGUGGCGUUGAGGUUUAGAUGCUACAAACAAACUUACCUCACCUUCAUAGGUUCAGUUUUGUGAAAGGGCUUAUAGGCAAUAAGCAGUUUUAGUAGGCUGUUCACAGCUGGUACUGUGUCAAUCUCCUGUAUGUCCUCCUUCCAAGCUGCGCCAAUCAAGUCCAAGGUCUGAUGAUCUAUGCAAUUAAUUUAUAACCCUUACAAAGGCAAUAGUACACUUCCCAAAAAUAUGACCUCACAGUGGGCACUUUUAAGUGCUGUGGCAAAUGGAGACUGCAUAAUACAAGAAACUUUGGUUUUGA
Hippocampus zosterae (dwarf seahorse) is the source of this 4448-nucleotide messenger RNA. It is a transcript of the gene rbms2b, whose product is annotated as RNA binding motif, single stranded interacting protein 2b. Bases 193 to 1509 code for a protein of 438 amino acids. Gene Ontology annotation, cellular component: ribonucleoprotein complex; cytosol; nucleus. Gene Ontology annotation, molecular function: mRNA 3'-UTR binding; poly(U) RNA binding; poly(A) binding. The transcript has 13 exons. Lineage: Eukaryota; Metazoa; Chordata; Actinopteri; Syngnathiformes; Syngnathidae. The record is from RefSeq and is a predicted model, not a curated record.